AUGGCUUCCAAUCCUUUCAUCGUGUCGUGGUGGCCGCUCGCUCUAGCAGAUCCAGCAUUAUUUCACGUCUCAAUACAAACGGCAUCACUUGAUGAAGAACGUCGAGCUCAAAGAGGAUUUCCAGUAUCAGAACUUCUCAUGGCUGAUUCUGUAUCGUUGAUACGAAGUAAAAUUGGCAGUGGCCUGCUGGCUAUCCAAGAUGAGACUUUGAAUUCAGUGGUUACUCUGGCUGCCAUAGAACAUGGAAAAGGUAACAUUGAUGCCAGCAGAGCUCAUAUAGAUGGUGCAAAGCGUAUUGUUGGGAUCCGUGGGGGACUUGAUCAAGUCAAGCAAGCAAGCCCGUUGACGGCCAGAAUGAUAGCUUGGGUAUCUUUACUGGUCACAGGAUCCCCUCAGUACCCAACGCAGAAUGAGAAUGGCAUGGGAGACGGGGUCAGUCCAACGCUACAAUGGCUCUUGUCAUCGUCGUUUUUAGAGACACCAGAUCCGGUUGUGCAGGCUCUUGAUCUGCAACCCGAGAUAGCGGAGGUGUUUGCUCGUCUACGCGGUAUUCUUCAUCAGCCAGAUGCUUCGAGUCUGCUGGGCACAGAGCUACAUGAUCUGACAUGUUUCGUCGUUCACAAGCUCUUGCUCAUGCCUUCAUACACAGCAUCACCGCAUUCCGAAUGUCUACGAUGCGCAAUGGCACUCUACAUGCUAAUCAUCCACGGUACAACAUACUACACGCAUACGGAGCUCGCCAACAAUAUUGUUCAGCUGCUCAAGGAUCACCUCCAGCCUCUGGCGGGAAAGACUGGGAGCAUCUCCUUCAACUCUCUACAAAUCUGGGUUCUUUCCGUCGCCAUUGUUUCAGCCACUGACCCAACAGAAAUCCAGUGGCUUGCUUACGCAGCAAGGAUUGCCUCUAAUGCCUUGGGUCUACAAACAUGGGAUCACGUCGUCAUUCAUCUGAAGAAUAUUCUGUGGUUGGAAACUGAGAGGGCAGAGGUAUUUCGUCAUCAGUGGGCGAGUAUUUUGACGUGA
Molecule: messenger RNA, 1023 nt
Organism: Fusarium pseudograminearum CS3096
Lineage: Eukaryota; Fungi; Ascomycota; Sordariomycetes; Hypocreales; Nectriaceae
Exons: 3
Coding region: 1-1023 (340 amino acids)
Source: RefSeq, a predicted model, not a curated record